Molecule: messenger RNA, 365 nt
Organism: Talpa occidentalis (Iberian mole)
Lineage: Eukaryota; Metazoa; Chordata; Mammalia; Eulipotyphla; Talpidae
Product: small nuclear ribonucleoprotein F-like
Exons: 1
Coding region: 75-335 (86 amino acids)
Biological process (GO): spliceosomal snRNP assembly; mRNA splicing, via spliceosome
Cellular component (GO): catalytic step 2 spliceosome; U1 snRNP
Molecular function (GO): RNA binding
Source: RefSeq, a predicted model, not a curated record
ACUGCGUUUGCGAGGCACGGACCACAGCUGGGUGUGCGGCGGCCGGUAGUUUGCAGCAUUUGCCAGCAGAUGCGAUGAGUUUACCUCUCAAUCCCAAACCUUUCCUCAAUGGAUUAACAGGAAAGCCAGUAAUGGUGAAACUUAAGUGGGGAAUGGAAUACAAGGGCUAUCUGGUCUCUGUAGAUGGCUAUAUGAACAUGGAGCUUGCAAAUACAGAAGAAUACACAGAUGGAACAUUGUCUGGACAUCUGGGUGAAGUUUUAAUAAGGUUCAAUAAUGUCCUUUAUAUCAGAGGUGUGGAAGAAGAAGAAGAAGAUGGGGAAAUGAGAGAAUAGCAUCUUUGUGGGGAAUUUUUUUAUAUAUAU